Ochotona curzoniae (black-lipped pika) is the source of this 3551-nucleotide messenger RNA. RefSeq names its product XPC complex subunit, DNA damage recognition and repair factor (gene XPC). Gene Ontology annotation, cellular component: cytoplasm; XPC complex; nucleus. Bases 16 to 2856 code for a protein of 946 amino acids. The record is from RefSeq and is a predicted model, not a curated record. The transcript is spliced from 16 exons. Gene Ontology annotation, biological process: mismatch repair; nucleotide-excision repair. NCBI's taxonomy places the organism in Eukaryota, Metazoa, Chordata, Mammalia, Lagomorpha, Ochotonidae. Gene Ontology annotation, molecular function: single-stranded DNA binding; damaged DNA binding.
UCUCGCCCUGGCAACAUGGUGCGGAGGCGCGCUGCGCGUAGGGAGCCUCAGGUGCCCGAGGCCACGCGCGGCUCGAAGGCUAAGGGCAAGAGCGCGGCCCGGCGAGGGAAGCAGGAGGAUGACUUUGAAGACGAGGAACCAAAGCCCCCGAAGAGGAGUCUUCCCUCACCAGCUUCACAAGGAAACAGGAAGAGAGGCCGCAGUGGUGCCAGGGCCACAGCCGGCGGUCCAGCCAAGAAGAAGGCAGUGGCCACGGUGACUGUCAAGUCUGAACGCCUGCAGGCGGUCAAGGCCGAGCCCCUCAGUGACGAUGACUUCAGGGACUGUCCCAGCGACCCUGGGAAGGUACGUCGCCCGGGGAGAGGGGUUCCCUCCGGCAAAGGCAGUGACAAGGACGAGGACGAGGAGGAGGAGGAGAGUGAAGAUGACUGGGAAGAGGUUGAAGAACUCUCCGAGCCUGUGCCGGGAGAUGUGGGCGAGCAGCCUGCUGCCUCGCGGUCCCUUGUGCCUGCGGAUGCGGUACAGAUAGAGAUCGAGACACCAGAGCAGGUGAAAAUCCGAGAGAGAAGUGAGAAGAUGAAAAUGGAAUUUGAGACUUAUGUUCGGCGGGCAUUGAAGCGUUUUCACAAGGAGGUCCAGGAGAACACACACAAGGUUCACCUUCUGUGCCUGCUGGCAAAUGGCUUCUACCGGAACAGGGUCUGCAGCCAGCCUGAUCUGCACGCCAUUGGCCUCUCCAUCGUCCCUGCUCGCUUCACCAGAGUGCCCCCUGGAGACGUGGAUAUGUUGUACCUCUCCAACCUGGUGAAGUGGUUCGUGGGGACGUUUACCGUGAACACAGAGCUGUCAGCCAGUGAGCAUGACGGCUUGCAGACCACGCUGGAGCGGAGAUUCGCCAUUUACUCGGCACGAGAUGACGAGGAGCUGGUGCACAUCUUCUUGCUGAUUCUCCGGGCCCUGCAGCUCCUGACGCGACUGGUGCUGUCUCUCCAGCCAGUCCCCCUGAAGCCUUCAGGGGCCCAGGGAAGUAAAUCUUCCAGGAAGAGGUCCACAGAAGGCCCUGGGGGAGCCACAGAAACUUCCAGCCCGACUCCAGAAACCAGCAGCCAGCUGAGGACCAACACAACAGCCGCAGCGGAGGAGGCCUCUUUGAAAGGCCCCAGCAAGCCUGGCACCAAAGGGAAGAGGGGCAAGGUGGCUGCAGGCCGCAGGAAGCGCCAGGAGACCUCCUCCAGUGAGGAGGAAGUGGGCAGCCAGGAGCAGCCAAAGCAGGGUGGCCGGAGGAAGCCACAGGGCCGGCGGAGGCGUGUGGCCUCGCGGGUGUCAUAUAAGGAGGACAGCGGAAGUGACGGGUCCAGCAGUGGCUCUGACUUUGAGCCCUCCAGUGGAGAAAGCCAGCAGCCCUCUGAUGACAGUUCUGGACCUGGCCGCACAAGGUCGCGGAAGGCCCUGGCUCCUCAGAGAGCAAAGGCCAGACCCAAGCCUGGUGCCAGGACCCAAGGUGAAGGCCGCCGCAAGCACCCAGCCCUCCCAGGGGAAUCGCCAAGCUCUUCAGGUGGCACUGGCAGCAGGAAGACAUCCGGUGACACCAAGGGGAAGGAGAGAGGGCCAUUAGCCGGUGUAGACCAGUGGCUGGAGGUGUUUUGUGAGCAGGAGGCCAAGUGGGUCUGUGUGGACUGUGUGCAUGGGGUGGUGGGCCAGCCUCUGACCUGCUACAGGUUCGCCACCAAGCCCCUCAGCUAUGUUGUGGGCAUCGACAAUGAGGGCUGGGCCCGGGAUGUCACCCAGAGGUAUGACCCGGCCUGGAUGACAGCGACCCGCAAGUGUCGCGUGGAUGCUGAAUGGUGGGCUGAGACCUUGAGACCGUACCGGAGCCCGCUGCUGGAAAGGGAAAAGAAAGAAGACUCCGAGUUUCAGGCAAAGCACUUAGACCAACCUCUGCCCACUUCCAUUGGCAUCUACAAGAACCACCCUCUGUACGCCCUCAAGCGGCAUCUCCUGAAGUUCCAGGCCAUCUAUCCCGAGUCAGCCGCCAUCCUGGGCUACUGUCGGGGGGAAGCUGUGUACUCCAGGGAUUGUGUACAUACCCUGCACUCGAGGGACACGUGGCUGAAGCAGGCGAGAGUGGUGAGGCUUGGAGAAGUUCCCUACAAGAUGGUGAAAGGCUUUUCCAACCGAGCCCGCAAAGCCCGGCUUGCCGAGCCCCAGCUGCAUAACCAAAACGACCUGGGCCUGUUUGGCCGCUGGCAAACCGAGGAAUACCAACCCCCGGUGGCCGUGGACGGGAAGGUACCCCGGAAUGAGUUCGGAAACGUGUACCUCUUCCUGCCCAGCAUGAUGCCCAUCGGCUGUGUCCACCUGAACCUGCCCAAUCUGCACCGUGUGGCCCGUAAACUCGACAUCGACUGUGUCCCGGCUGUUACAGGCUUUGAUUUCCACGGAGGCUAUUGUCAUCCUGUCACUGAUGGUUACAUAGUCUGCGAGGAGUUCAAGGACGUGCUGCUGGCUGCCUGGGAGAAUGAGCAGGCGCUCAUUGAGAAGAAGGACAAAGAGAAAAAGGAGAAGCGUGCUCUGGGGAACUGGAAGCUGCUGACCAAGGGACUGCUCAUCAGGGAGCGGCUACGGCUGCGCUAUGGUGCCAAGAGCGAGGUGGUGGCUCCCCACUCAGAUGCCAGAGGUGGCCUUUCGUCUGAUGAAGAGGAGGGGACCAGUGCUCAGGCAGAAGCGGCCAGGAUCCUGGCUGCGUCCUGGCCUCAGAACCGAGCAGCUGAAGAAGAGCAGAAGCCCCAGGGCGCCAAGAGCAGAAGGGGCCGGAAAGCAGCGGCUUCCCACCUGUUUCCCUUUGAGAAGCCCUGAGAUGAGGGCCACCUCAUCGUCACGCUGCCACUGCAGGUCCUGUGCCUGCCCUAGGAACGCCCAGGCCUUGGUGGAGGGGUCCUCUUUUGAAAAGGCAGGGAGAAACUGGGCCCUGCAGCCAGGGGCCAGGGCCCAGGAAGCUGGGUGGAGGUCACGCUGUGCAUCUGGCUGGGCCUUAGCCCUCUUUGCGGUCACCCACGGUCUAGCUUCCAAGCUAUUGGCUGUUCGGGCACACUUGGAGCUGUGGCUACUUCCCAGCGGGCACUGUCCUGCUCCCAGGCCUUGUUCUCCCAACUUGGGGAGUGUGGUUGGCUUUUUUGUAGGGCUUCCGGAAAGGCUCAGAGGGUGGUGCCCCAGGAACACAGCGCUCCUUUCUCCGCGUUGUUCUGGUCAGAUACCUGUGUGCUUGCUGCUGCUGCUGACCUGGGGCCCCUCUGCCACAGGAAUCCGCAUUCCUGAUGCCACUAGUGCUGCCUUUUUGCAGGGAGAGAGUGAUUGAGGAGUGCAGGCCACCCUGUGGGUGGCACUGCUGGGAUCUGCUGUCUGCAGAGCCAAAAUUAGGAGUGAGAUCAGUGUUAAAGUACAUUCUCAUUCAAUGCUGGAUAAACUGACAGAGCUUUACACACCAUAGAUACUCAGGAAAGAACUUUUAUAACAUUUUGGAAAAAAAAAAAUAAAGCAUUUAUCUAAAAGGA